Microbotryum saponariae is the source of this 883-nucleotide messenger RNA. NCBI's taxonomy places the organism in Eukaryota, Fungi, Basidiomycota, Microbotryomycetes, Microbotryales, Microbotryaceae. The record is from the annotation of a GenBank genome assembly.
AUGGCCUCAACAUCGACCCUUCCCCCAUCUCGCACCGCACCUUCCACCUCCCGCCCUGCUACAACAACUUCCAUCACCUCCCCUACCGAACUAGUCGCAGCAUGGAAGAAGGAAGGUCUCUUCGACGCGCUGAGGAAACAACUCAUCCAUGACUUUUCCCAGUCGGUGCGUUGGAGGCGAUGCUUGAACGCGGUCACGCGACUUGGCCUCUCCACGGAAUCGGGAUGGCUGGAAAGUUCCACGCUGAUGAACAAUUGGGGCUGAUGACGACAGGAUGAUAAGGAUAGCUUUCUCAUACAAUUGGACGACAAGUUGGCGCAACUCGUCGCGGAUCCGUCGUUCGCUCGACUGAACAAGAAGGAUCGCUCCUUGCACCUCUACAACUCGACAGAGGGACAAUCCCAACUACUACAACAAGUGCGUCGUUCAGCUCAAGAUGUACGAGGAAUAAUUCAUUAUAGUUGUGCUCACUCGCACGAGUUGAAUGUGCACAGACAUCCGCAGCGACGGAUCGACGACUUCGAGCGAAGCAAGCCGGCCAGUCCGAGUCGAGUUUGGAGCAAAUUGAAAAAGGGCUGCGGGCGACGUUGAACAGCUUGAGAGGGAAAACACAGGUCGUCGAGGACGUGUCCAAAAAACCACCAAAUGACAAGAUGGAUGUAGAAGAAGGGCCCAAUGGAGCGCCGGUGGUCGAAGAAGUCAGAAAGGGUGAGCAGUUUCUCUCCUUGGGAAAGAGCAACCCAGAGCUGACGCGGGAAGGGUAAAUAUGCUUGAACUUUGUAAAGCUUCGACGAAUGGCUUGAUGUCCACUCCGAUAGACACAAUAGCCGACACCAAGAUAUCUGAACCCUCCGACGGGUCGCCGAGGACAGCGGAUCCAUGA